GAGCCACGCAUUCCCCGCCCCCUCCUCCUUCCCUGCUUCGCUGCCAACCGGGACGCGACCACCCACCACCCCCCGGCUAUUCUAUUUACCGCCCGCGACAGCGUGCGUGCCUUCGCUUCGACCCCGGGCCUGCCCCGCCCCCCGACGUCGGCGGCGCAUCGACGACCAGGGCUCGCCCGCGCGGCCGGGGGGUAACGGCAAGCGCGGCAUGGCGCGCCGCGACGGCCUCGUUCACCUGCUCGUGACGCUGAUCCUCCUCCUGCUGGCGACGCUCCUCGCCGCCGCCGCCGCCAUCGCCGAGGCUGCGGCGCCGGCGGAGGUCGAGGUGGAGCUGCCGCCGGCCGCGCCGGCGCAGAACGCUUCCAAGGAGGCGGAGGCGGAGACGGCGGAGCAGCAGCCGCCGCCGCCGUCGCACAUCCUGCCGCGGCCCCUCAUCAUCGAGCUCCCGUCCUCGGCGGCGGCGCGGGCGGCCGGCGCGGAGGAGGCGCUGGGCGAGGUGCCGGCGGAUGCCGUCGCGGCGUCGCUGGAGGUGGAGGUGGAGGUGGAGGUCGACCUGGUGCCGGCCGCGCCGGCGCAGGACGCCUCCGAGGAGGUGGCGGCGGAGGCGCAGCAGCAGCACCUGCCGCGCCCGCUCGUCAUCGACCUCCCGUCGUCCUCGGCGGCGGGGCCGCGGGGCGGGGACGACGUGCCGGCGGACGUGCGCUGCGCGAGCUGGCGCCUCGCGGCGGAGGCCAACAACCUCGCGCCGUGGAAGGCGGUGCCGGCGGAGUGCGUGGCGCACGUGCGGGACUACGUCACGGGCGUCGCCUACCGCUCCGACCUCGAGCUCGUCGCGCGGGAGUCCGCCGCCUACGCGCGCGCCGCGCCGCUCCGGGGCGACGGCCGCGACGCCUGGGUGUUCGACGUCGACGAGACGCUGCUCUCCAACCUCCCCUACUACGCCGACCACGGCUACGGACUUGAAUUGUUCGACCACCAGAAGUUCGACAGGUGGGUGGAGAGGGGCGAGGCGCGUGCGAUCCCCUCCAGCUUGAAGCUGUACAAUGAGGUUCGCGAGCUUGGGUUCAAGACCUUCUUGCUCACGGGCAGAAGCGAGGUGCACCAGGGCGUCACCAUGGAGAACCUCAAGAAACAGGGGUUCCAUGAUUGGGACAAGCUCAUACUCAGGGCGGCAUGUGACCGCGAGAAAACUGCGACAGUCUACAAGUCAGAAAAGAGGAAAGAAAUGGAAGAAGAGGGGUACAGGAUUCUAGGCAACUCUGGUGACCAAUGGAGCGAUUUGCUGGGAUCGCCCAUGAGUGUUCGGUCCUUCAAGCUCCCCAAUCCAAUGUAUUAUAUCCCAUGACAGAUACUGAAAAAAAAAGGGCGGGUGAAAGAUGCCGUGUUUUAUUGGAUGCAUUUUGCACCAGGCCCAAUUAUUGAACAUAAUGCUGAGUGAUGGAAACUGAGAAUAAUCUGGCAAUGGAAUUUAAAUUGUACAAAAGCUUCGCUAGCUCCAUGUGGUAUAUUGAUCCAUAACCUGUAAGUUCGAAUGUAAUGGUUGAAAUGCGGAGAGUUACUUUGUGAAUAAUUGGGGUUCUGGGAUUGCCGAGCCCAGCCCGUCGACUAUGCCGUGAGUUACGGUGAAUGGGGCGGCCGCGGCGGAUAGGAGGACGGUGGGAUCUACGUGCUCUGCUUUUCAUCCAAUCGGACGGCUCAAAGCACACGACACAAAAUUGUUGUUUCUGAUGAGAUCAGCCGCAGCAGCACUACUCAGAAAGCGGAAUAAGGCCUUGUUUAGAUGCAAGUUAGCACUUUCGUUUUUUAUUUGGUAAUUAUUAUCCCGCCAUAUGUUGACUAUGGUUCAAAAAAUUCGUCCCGCAAAUUAUAAUCAAACUAUGUAAUUAGUUAUUUUGUUUAGCUAUAUUUAAUA
Molecule: messenger RNA, 1912 nt
Organism: Panicum virgatum (switchgrass)
Lineage: Eukaryota; Viridiplantae; Streptophyta; Magnoliopsida; Poales; Poaceae
Product: acid phosphatase 1-like
Exons: 3
Coding region: 209-1345 (378 amino acids)
Molecular function (GO): acid phosphatase activity
Source: RefSeq, a predicted model, not a curated record